UCAGAAUUUAUUUAGAAUUGCAAAUGAAAAAACUACAUUUUCUGAUGCAUUUAAACUUGCUGAUAAUGUUCUGCACAUUGGCAUCAGAGGAGUAACUGACUUGAUGGUCAUGCCAGGGCUUAUCAAUCUUGACUUCGCUGAUAUAGAAACAGUAAUGAGCGAGAUGGGCAAAGCGAUGAUCGGCACCGGAGAGGCAGAAGGAGAAGAUAGAGCAAUUAGUGCUGCAGAGGCUGCAAUAUCUAAUCCAUUGCUUGAUAAUGUAUCAAUGAAAGGUGCGCAAGGAAUAUUAAUUAACAUUACUGGUGGCGGAGAUAUGACUCUGUUUGAAGUUGAUGCUGCAGCCAAUAGAGUGCGUGAAGAAGUAGAUGAAAAUGCAAAUAUAAUAUUUGGUGCUACUUUUGAUCAAGCGAUGGAGGGAAGAGUUAGAGUUUCUGUUCUUGCAACUGGCAUUGAUGGUCGCAAUAAUAAAUCAGAAACUUCACCUAUAAGUCAGAGCGAAGACUCAGAGAAAGAGAAAUUUAAGUGGCCAUAUAGUCAAAGUGAAAGUACACAAGACAAAACACUGGAAACAAAACCAGCUGAACAGGUAAGCGAAGGAGCUAAGUGGGGCAGCAAUAUCUAUGAUAUACCAGCUUACUUAAGAAGAAAAAAAUAAUGCAAUUUUGGCUACUUAAGUCAGAGCCAAGUGAAUACUCAUGGCAAAAAAUGGAAAAGGAGCAGGUAGUUGAGUGGGAUGGUGUGCGCAAUUAUCAAGCUCAAAAUUACAUGAAAAUUAUGAAAGCAAGCGAUCUUGCGUUUUUUUAUCAUACAGGUAAAGAGAAAGCAAUACUUGGAAUCGUUGAAGUAUUUAAAGAGUAUUAUCAUGUUAAUGAUCCCAAGUUCGGAUUAGUGAAUGUAAAGUUUUUGAAACCUUUAAAUAACCAAGUAACGUUAAAUAAUAUAAAACAAAACCCACUUUUGAAAAAUAUGACUAUAUUAAAACAACCACGUUUAUCAAUUGCCCCAGUUUCGGAAAUUGAAUGGAAUGAAAUAAUAAGGAUGAGUGAUGUGUAAUACCUGUCAUUUCAGUUCCUAAAUGAUGUCAUCUCAGCACACAACGCACAGCUGUAUGAAUAUUUGUCUCGAAGGCAGUGCAUUAAACGUUAUAGCCGAUUUUGCAUCAAACACAAAGGUGUCAUUCCAGUGCUUGACACUGGAAUCCAGCCUUAAUGCAACCACAUUAAAGCCGUUGUGUUUUAAUAUAAGAUUAGCUACUUUUAUAUUCACUAACUUGAUGUCUAAUCAAAAUUCCUGGAUCCCAGUGCCUAGACACUGGGAUGACAUCCUUCUAGUGUACAAUAUUCGUACAGUUGUGUACAUGACACAAGGGUCUAUAACUCUUCUUUUUUGGAUUCCAGUGUCAGCUAUUUGCAUGACACCCUUACUGAUGUGUCACUCAUGUUAGAAGUAAAUAUUCUUGACAAGAAAUGGUGCAGCAUUAUAGAAAAUCCUAAAAAUUUUGUAUUAGGUGUCAUCAAUGCUUCUCUAAAAGAAUUAAAAAUAGACCACUAUAAACCAAAUAUAUCAAUAGCUCUGGCUGAUGAUGACUUGCUACAUCAACUUAAUUUAAAAUUUAGAGAAAUGGAUAAGCCAACUAACGUACUAUCAUUUCCGUAUGAACAAUUGUCUAAUGAGUGCGAUUUAGGAGACAUAGCAAUUUCAAUAGACACAAUAAAAAGAGAAUCGCAUGAGUAUUAUAUACCCAUUCUUGCUCACAUUGCACACAUGUUAGUGCAUGGAUUACUGCAUUUACUUGGUUAUGAUCACCAAAAAAAAGAUGAAGAAAUUAUAAUGAAAAAUCUAGAAAGAGAGAUUUUAGCUUCGCUUGGCUACAAUAUGUGUGCGAUUUAAAAGGAAUUUAAUAAAAAUAUAGUAGAUGAUAAUAAAAUAUGUUAUCUACAAAGGGUUUUAGCUAUAAACAAUAAAAGGUAAGUGAUAUGGUUCAGUUUUCUUUGCCAAAGAAUUCUAAAAUUAAUCAAAAGGGCAAAAUUUAUCCUAUUCCUGCUAGAGCAAAAAACAUCAGAAGAUUUCAAAUUUACCGUUGGUCUGCUGAUGACGAGAAAAACCCUAGAAUAGACACAUUUUUUAUUGAUAUGGAUAGUUGUGGCCCUAUGGUACUUGAUGCAUUAAUAAAAAUAAAGGAUGAAAUAGAUUCGACUUUAACUUUCAGACGUUCUUGUAGAGAAGGCAUAUGUGGAUCUUGUGCCAUGAAUAUUGACGGAACCAAUACUCUUGCAUGUACUAGAUCUAUACAUGAUAUAAAAGGUGACGUAAAAAUAUAUCCAUUACCUCACAUGUAUGUAAUAAAGGACCUAGUCUCGGAUUUGAGCCAAUUUUAUGAGCAAUACAAAUCAAUUAAACCUUGGUUACAAGCAGAUAAGCCUGCCCUACCAAAUAAAGAAUACUCUCAAUCUUCUGAAGAUAGAAAAAAAUUAGAUGGCUUGUCCGACUGUAUAUUAUGUGCUUGCUGUUCGACUGGUUGCCCAAGCUACUGGUGGAAUAGUGAUAAAUUUUUAGGACCAGCAAUACUAUUACAAGCUUACAGAUGGAUUGCUGACAGCCGUGAUAAUAAGACAGGUGAAAGACUUGAUGUUUUAAACGACCCAUUCAAGUUGUAUCGUUGUCAUGCAAUAAUGAAUUGCACAAAAACUUGUCCUAAAGGACUUAAUCCAGCAAGAGCAAUAGCGAAAGUAAAACAGCUCAUGGUAGAGAGAGAAGGAGUUUAAGUAUUAUCUUUUGCAUUCUUCGUAAGAGAACAGCAAACCUUCCGAAGCGUAGGGUAUUGUUAAUACCCUGAACGCUUUUCCGUUUGUGAAGUGCAUCGUAUCAUCGUACGAUUCAAAUAAUUUUUUGAACAACUCAUGUCUUUGGUUACUAAUAGUUUGAAAAUCCUCUUUUUCUAAAAGCUUUUUAGAUUCGAAGAGGUAAAGCAUAACUUCGUGAUAAGUUGGGUAAGAUGCCAAAAAUUUUGGGUCAAAUUGAAAGGUUUUUAUAAAAGCAUUAUUAUAAAAUUUUAGCUUUUGAUUCUUACUAUAUAUUACUAUAGCAACCGGUAACCUCUCAAGCAAAUUUUUCUGUGUAGCUAAAUCACUGUUUAAUUCAGUAUAUAAUUUCUCUGCAUCACU
Messenger RNA from Drosophila ananassae, 3164 nucleotides. RefSeq names its product succinate dehydrogenase iron-sulfur subunit-like. The transcript has a single exon. Gene Ontology annotation, biological process: tricarboxylic acid cycle; respiratory electron transport chain; aerobic respiration. Gene Ontology annotation, molecular function: electron transfer activity; 2 iron, 2 sulfur cluster binding. The record is from RefSeq and is a predicted model, not a curated record. NCBI's taxonomy places the organism in Eukaryota, Metazoa, Arthropoda, Insecta, Diptera, Drosophilidae. The coding region runs from base 1977 to 2765 and encodes 262 amino acids.